AUGUCUGGUGAGGAUAUGGGCAACAAUGACUUUCCGACGUUACUCUUAUGUCUAGUCAUCGGUGCGGCGGUUAUCGCUCAGGACAUGGACGACAAUCUGGUGGUUGUCGACGACGAAUUGGAUACCGACUCAAGCGAACUGGAUCUGGCAGUGGCCGAGUCGGGAGGCGGCGGAAAAGCGGGCGGAGCUGCGGCAGCUGCCGGUGCCAAAGCGGCCAAAGCUGGAGCCGCGGCGGCCGCUGCCGGAGCUAAAGGAGCCGCAGCUGCCGGUGCUAAAGCAGCCAAAUCUGGCGGAUUCGCAACAGGAGGCGCAGCGGCCGCUGCCGGCGGCAAAAAGGGUGCCAAAGCGGGCGCUUUUGGUGCGGCCGGUUCAAAGUUUGCCAAAGGCGGCAAAAAGGGAAAGUUCGCCAAAGCGUUCGGUGCCGGCCAUAAUGCCAAGUUCGGGUCGGUCAAGACAUUCGGUAUGGCCCAGGGAUUCAAGUUCGGUAAGGCCGGCGGUGGAUUUGCCGCUGGCGGUGCUGCCGGUGGUGGAGCUAAAAAGGCAGGCUGGGCCGGAGCUGCCGGUGCCGCCGGUGCGGCCAAGGCUGGCAAAGCUGGCAAAAAGGCUGCAGCGGCUGCAGCUGGCGCUAAAGCAGGCGCUAAGGCGGCUGCCGGAGCCAAAGCUGCCGGUGCUAAGGCUGCUGCUGCCGGCGCUAAGGCAUCGGCAGCUAAAAAGGCUGGCACUGGCGGCGGUCUAUUCGGUUGA
Messenger RNA from Oppia nitens, 744 nucleotides. Its product is annotated as pupal cuticle protein 36-like. The transcript is spliced from 4 exons. Bases 1 to 744 code for a protein of 247 amino acids. The record is from RefSeq and is a predicted model, not a curated record. NCBI's taxonomy places the organism in Eukaryota, Metazoa, Arthropoda, Arachnida, Sarcoptiformes, Oppiidae.